This is a messenger RNA of Perkinsus marinus ATCC 50983, 183 nucleotides long. RefSeq lists its product as hypothetical. The record is from RefSeq and is a predicted model, not a curated record. Lineage: Eukaryota; Perkinsozoa; Perkinsida; Perkinsidae. The transcript has a single exon. The coding region runs from base 1 to 183 and encodes 60 amino acids.
AUGGCCUUCGGCUAUGAAGACAAUCAGGGCCUGCCAGGAAUUCGUGGCGAUUCUCGCAAGCUCUCCGGAUUCACCAAUCCCUGCGCAUUCUGCAACGGUGUGUGUCACUGCACGGACAGAGAACACCAUAAGGGCUGCAAAUGUAUUUACAUGGUCGAGAACGCUACGAAGAUCAUUCUCUGA